Molecule: messenger RNA, 2522 nt
Organism: Orbicella faveolata
Lineage: Eukaryota; Metazoa; Cnidaria; Anthozoa; Scleractinia; Merulinidae
Product: arylsulfatase B-like
Molecular function (GO): sulfuric ester hydrolase activity
Source: RefSeq, a predicted model, not a curated record
GAUGACGUGAGUUUUCAUGGCUCGUCCCAGAUCCCUACGCCCAACCUUGACGCUUUAGCUAACAACGGCGUAAUUCUUAAUGGCUAUUACGUGUCACCAAUCUGUACUCCUACCCGGGCCUCGUUCAUGACGGGUAAACAUCCAGUCAAUCUAGGGAUACAACACAGCACAAUCUUUGCCACUCAACCCUUUGGUCUACCACUGGGCGAAACCACAACCCCGCAGUACCUGAAGUCUCUGGGAUAUACAACACACGGCGUGGGAAAGUGGCACUUGGGCUUCUUUGAAAAGGAGUAUACCCCAACAUUCCGAGGAUUUGACUCGUUCUACGGAUACUGGACAGGAAAGACUGAUUACUGGACUCACCGAUCAUUUGAAGACUAUUGGGGACUGGAUCUUAGAGAUAACAUGGAGCCAGUCCAUAAUGAGUCAGGCCAUUACAACACAGAGUUAUUUACAGAAGCAGCAGAGAAAAUUAUUGCUGGACACAACCCGUCAACACCGCUCUUCCUGUACAUUGCACAUCACGCUGUGCACUCUGGAAAUAUCCAGGAACCAUUGCAAGCACCAAAGAGGCUGGUUGAUAAAUUUGCAUACUUCUCAUUAGAUGAGAGAAGAACCUAUGCCGCCAUGGUGGCUUCACUGGAUGAGUCUGUUGGAAAUAUAACUAAAGCCCUUAAAACAAAAGGAAUCUUUAACAACUGUGUUGUCAUCUUCACCACAGAUAAUGGAGGAGCACCUGGUGGAUUUGAUGGGAGCCAGGGUUCCAACUAUCCCCUCAAAGGCGGUAAAGAUACGUUGUGGGAGGGAGGAGUUCGUGGAGUUGCGUUUGUUCACAGCAAUAUGAUAGCAAAGAGAGGCCGUGUGAGUGAUGACUUGAUUGACGCCACAGACUGGUUACCAACCUUCUAUCAUCUUGCUGGUGGUGACGUCACAAAGAUCCAGGACAAGAUUGAUGGGUUGAAUGUAUGGGACACCAUAUCACAAGGCGCACCGUCACCAAGAACAGAGAUUCUUCACAACAUCGACCCCAUUCGGAAAUUUGCAGCUAUUCGUGUUGAUCAGUACAAGUUAGUUAUCAAUCAGGAUGCUGUUUUUCGGACCACAUGGCAUCCCAGAUAUGAAGUGCUCGACGAGCUGGGCAGUGGUGUGAGUCGUGCUGAUACUACUGCUGUGGCUCAUACGCUGCCUGGUGCUGUGAUUGACUGCGGGCUCCCCAAGAUCAGGGAGAAUGACUCACUGCAUUGUAAUACUGAUUUGUUUCCGUGUUUGUUUGACAUAAGCAAAGAUCCUUGUGAAUACGAAAAUGUUGCACAUUCUAACCUCGCGGUAGUACGAAAGUUAGUCAUCAGACUUUUGGACCACGAAAAGAAGGCCCUUCCACCUUGGUAUCCUCGGAGGGAUUCUCUCGCUGACCCUGCUCUACUAGGAGGCUCGUGGGGUCCCUGGAAAACUAUUGACAGUUACAUGUCACAGAUUAAAGAUCAACACAGAACUGCAUCAUACACUGAGAAUGAAAUAAAGUUUAACGACAACUCUAAACAUCUGAAUGGAUUCAACGCCCUUCGUAAUAUCACAGAACUCCUGAAAAGGGAAAACACUGUAAGACACAACAAAAUCAUAGCGAGAAAGUAUCCAAACAAAAAGUUUCAACUUCACGACAGCGGAAGUUAAUACCUUUUAGCUUGCAAAACAUACGAACAAAGUUUCCAGACCCCGCGAUCCAUUUGGCUAGCACCAAGAAUCGAGAGCGUUCGGUCACCGCUGAUAGAAAAUGCGCAGGCUCUGGGGACGAGAUCCACUUGCAAGAGCGAAAGGUUGGCAGAGUGUCGGCACGAAUUUUUCUUUCAUAGUAACCGUUUUAUUUAAUGUAUGAAAUAGAUCUAUAAGAUUUAUAUGUCCAGACCUUAUCACAAGUCUCCCCACGUUAGCUUGUGUAACUCUAGAAUCGUGCAAUUAAAAAUUUCCGUUUUCCCAUUCCUCGUAGUGUUCAGUCGUUAUGUUAAGAUAUUUUCUGCGCAUUUGUUUAGACCAAAGCUCUCUUUAACUCACCAUAUACCAUAUUUCCAUCAGUUUUCCAGAUUAAUAGUGUUAGGUGUAUUCCAAUAGCAUGUUUACUAGUCUUGUUAAGGUCUGCUUGGUUUUCAAUUUGGUUACUCGGUCAUGAACGCUUCCUAAUAUAGGACCGAAACAUAAGCAACAAUGCCAAAAGCACUAUGCGGCAGUUCCUUGUUGCUUGAUCCCAAACAAAAAAAUAUACUUCGCGAGAUUUAAAACUUUUCUCAAUAUGUAUUGGUGCAACCUCGUUCCCAGGGUCUCUCAUCUUCCCGCCCCCAGGGUUAUUUUCAGCUCCAAAAACAUUAAACAAGGCCACAAACGCCACCUAACAUAUCUAUAUGCUGGUUGGGUCAUACAGACGAGGCACCAUUGGCAAUCUUACUGGAAAUAAUCAAACAUUUCUAAUACAAAUUGGCUGAGAUAUCUUUCUUCGUCAUAUUUAUCAAAAUUUGGUCGAGUGUAUG